Sorex fumeus (smoky shrew) is the source of this 1512-nucleotide messenger RNA. RefSeq names its product stromal cell derived factor 4 (gene SDF4). The transcript has 8 exons. Bases 172 to 1236 code for a protein of 354 amino acids. Gene Ontology annotation, biological process: calcium-ion regulated exocytosis. The record is from RefSeq and is a predicted model, not a curated record. Gene Ontology annotation, cellular component: endoplasmic reticulum. Gene Ontology annotation, molecular function: calcium ion binding. Lineage: Eukaryota; Metazoa; Chordata; Mammalia; Eulipotyphla; Soricidae.
CCCUGCCCGGAAGCAAGAUGGCGGCGGCCUGAGUGGGCCGGCCGGGCGUCGGGGUUGCCGCGAAACCGUCUUUCCGGGAAGUGUCGGAGGCGUUGUCGGACAGCAGCUCCGGGCCACUCAUCGGCUGCUGGGGGCCUGUGGGUGCACAGCUCCUCCCGGGCCCAGCCGGCCAUGGCGUGUAGACUGGCCCCGCUGGGCAGCCCGCUUCCUCGCUGCCUCUGGCUCCUGGGGCUCGUGCUGCUGAUGCGCGCCUCUGCACGGCCUGCCAACCACUCUUCUGCUCGGGACCGAGCCAGCAGAGACGAGCACGAGAUCCUGCCCCCUGACCACCUGAACGGGGUGAAGCUCGAGCUGGACGGGCACCUCAACAAGGACUUCCAUCAGGAGGUGUUCCUGGGGAAGGACACGGACGGGUUUGAGGAGGAUGCCGAGCCGCGCAAGAGCAGGCGGAAGCUGAUGGUCAUCUUCUCCAAGGUGGAUGCUGACACCGACAGGAGGAUCAGUGCCCAGGAGAUGCAGCGCUGGAUCAUGGCCAAGUCUGCCGAGCACCUGCGGGAGGCUGUGCAGGAGAGCCGGGCACACUUUCACGCCGUGGACCCCGAUGGGGAUGGCCGCGUGUCAUGGGACGAGUACAAGGUGAAGUUCUUGGUGAGCAAAGGCCAUGAUGAGGCAGAAGUGGCCGAGAAGAUGAGGAACCAUGAGGAGCUGAAGGUGGAUGAGGAGACACAGGAAGUCCUGGAGAACCUCAAGGACCGCUGGUACCAGGCGGACAACCCCCCCUCGGACCUGCUGCUGACCGAGGACGAGUUCCUGUCCUUCCUGCACCCCGAGCACAGCCGUGGCAUGCUGAAGUUCAUGGUCAAGGAGAUCGUGCGGGACCUGGACCAGGACGGAGACAAGCUCCUGUCCCUGUCUGAGUUCAUCUCCCUGCCGGUGGGCACCGUGGAGAACCAGCAGGGCCAGGACAUCGACGACCACUGGGUCCGAGACAGGAAGCGUGAGUUUGAGGAGCUCAUCGAUGCCGACCACAAUGGGAUUGUGACCAUGGAGGAGCUGGAGAGCUACAUGGACCCCAUGAAUGAGUACAGCGCUCUCAACGAGGCCAAGCAGAUGAUCGCCAUCGCAGAUGAGAACCAGAACCAGCACCUGGAGCCCGAGGAGGUGCUGAAGUACAGCGAGUUCUUCACGGGCAGCAAGCUGGUGGACUAUGCCCGCAACGUACACGAGGAGUUCUGAGGCCGCCUCCUGUGCUUGGAGCCGGCCCUGUGGCGGGCUGAGACCACAGGCACAGCUGCUCCUGCUGGUCCCAGGAGAACUGAAAGUGGAGACGAACAGGGAGGCUUUGGGUGCCCGUGUCUGCGGCAAGCCCUGGGGUGCUGGGGGCUGUCCGUCCUAACGGUCUCUAGAAGAACGGAGACUCAGUGACCAGAGUCAGCAGAUUCAUGUUCAAGGAGAGCUGCCUUUUUCUCCCAGUUGCAUUUCUUUGAUGAUAAACACACAAAAUAAUUUGGA